Amoebophrya sp. A25 is the source of this 977-nucleotide messenger RNA. NCBI's taxonomy places the organism in Eukaryota, Dinophyceae, Syndiniales, Amoebophryaceae. The record is from the annotation of a GenBank genome assembly.
CGGGAAACUACACAAAAAGAAGACCAAGACGAUGUAGUUCAACUUAAUAAACAAGUAAGGAACGAUCAUGAAGUUACAGAUUUUCCAGAAGUAGAAUCUUCUUCUCCAGUUGACGAACAACAACACGACACAACGAGGAUUAGGACAAGGACUCUGAGUCUCAAGCAUGACACAGCAGGGCCAGAGGUAGGAGAAGCACCUUUGUUGACACGAAAUGACGGAGACGAUGAGGCUCAGGCCGCGGCAGAUAAAAUGGCCAGUGCCACGGCCAUGGCUGUCGAACACAAACUAAAAGAGCCUUCCGCUGAGGUAGCUUCAGUUGAACCUGAGGUGACUGAAGCGGCGCCGCGCGCACAAGACGUAGCUGUAGACGGCUUCUCCAUCGCGUCAAUGGGCGAAACGCAGGAGGAGGACGAGGAGACUUUUUCUUUUCGAGCAAACCAGACUAAGGAGAAAAACACAUCAAGGAACAAGAUGGACGUGGAAGUAGCCGAUGUUCAGAAUGCGAUGAACAAGAUGAUGAAGAACGCAGAUGAGGAAGCCCCAGAUCAUGUAGACGAGAAUGAGACCAACAAGUCUAAGCAGCUUUCAUCUGGUUCCAGUAGCAAGGAGGUCCUAACUCCAGCAACAAAAGUGUCAACCACGUCUGAUCCUGCUUCUAGAACUAGCAAGGGUUUAGCCGUGCAUAGGUCUUCUUCAAGCUUAGGCGAAAAGCGUCCAGCGGCCUCUAGAAUGAACGACAGAAGGGCCUCUAGAAUGAACGACAGGAGCGCUAGUAGGACCGGUCGUGGGACUUCGACAUCAGGUUCGGCCUCGGCCGACAAUCGCAUAAUAUCGUCUUCCAAUGGAGGCACUGCUGCACGCCCUAGCAAGAAGUUCAUCAGCAGUGCAACCUUGUCGCGUAUGGAGGCACGACGAUCAAAACAGGGCAUGGCUGAGUUUGCGGAUACAGCAACUUCAUUAGACGAGGACUUGGC